This is a messenger RNA of Phytophthora nicotianae INRA-310, 1316 nucleotides long. RefSeq lists its product as hypothetical. The transcript has 2 exons. The record is from RefSeq and is a predicted model, not a curated record. Gene Ontology annotation, molecular function: heme binding; FAD binding; oxidoreductase activity. The coding region runs from base 80 to 1261 and encodes 393 amino acids. Lineage: Eukaryota; Oomycota; Peronosporomycetes; Peronosporales; Peronosporaceae.
AGCGACCAAUAUUCCAGCCUCAUUGGCUAAAAUAAAGUCCUUUCACAAAGUGAACCAUAGUUCUUCGAACAAGGCGACGAUGGGAGGGUGUCCGACCAUGGUCCAGCGCCGCAACAAGGUGGCGCUGCCUCCAGGCUACAGUCAAUUGCACUGGAUGCGACUGUGUCAAUCGGGUCAAGACUUAUCCGGUCUUCGUGGUGGUCCCCCUCGUCGUGCCAUCUCGAUGGAAGAAGUGAGUCGCCACUGUACCGAAGAAGACUGCUGGAGUGUGUUAGACGGCAAGGUGUACAACAUGACGCCGUACCUUAAAUUCCACCCAGGAGGCAUUGCAGACCUGAUGCUAUCGGCGGGUGGAGACUGCACGGACCUGUUUAACGAAAAACACCCGUGGGUUAAUGGCCACAGUAUGCUGGAAAAGUGCUACAUCGGUCAAUUAGAUCCAGAUUCUGUAGCGACCGAUUCAAACUCUGAAGCAUCCAGAUUCGCUCUCGAUAAAACCCAAUGGAGGCCAUUUACACUGGCUCUUAAGCAAAAAGUGAGUCUCCAAACGAUCAAGUUCACCUUCGAGCUGCCUGGUAAUAAACUACUGGGACUUGAGGUUCCUGGCCACCACCUUAAAGUACGAGCCAAGAUAAAUAGCCAUAUGAUCGAGAGAGCCUACACUCCCACAUCCAAGUUCUCCCAGACUGCGUCCUUCGAUUUAGUGGUUAAAAUUUAUCCGGACGGUAUCAUGAGCAGUUAUCUGGAUAAAUUGGAGAUUGGAGACACAGUGGAGAUGCUGGGACCACAAGGAGUACUCGGAUAUCCCGACGCUGGGGUGGUAACUGUGGGUGGUCAGCCAAAGCUGACGAAUGUCCGUCACAUUGUGAUGAUUGCGGCAGGCACGGGCAUCGCUCCUAUGCUGCAGCUUAUCCGUGCAAUUAUGGAAAACAACAAGGACACGACCAAGAUCACGCUCGUGGACUGCAACCACUCGCUGAAGCACAUUAUUGCACUCACGCAGUUGGAGCCGCUGGCCAAUAUGUUCCCAGAUCGCGUCAAGGUGCACCAUGUGCUUCACGAGGCCAGUGAUGAUGAUUCGAGUGAGCUGGGAUUGUUCAAAACUGGCAUACGACUGGACAAAACGAUGCUCGCUGAAAUGCUGCCAAAGGCUUCACCCGAUGUGGCAGCUUUCCACUGUGGACCACCGACAUUUGACGAAGCAGUGAGCAUUAUGUUGAAGAGCAUCGGUUUUAAGGAGAACCAGAUCUUCAUGUUCUAGAAAGAAAGAGGAGUGCAUAAAGGUCUAGAAUACAAUUCUUUUUUCUAUCAUGUCA